Messenger RNA from Tachysurus fulvidraco (yellow catfish), 2781 nucleotides. RefSeq names its product olfactomedin 3a (gene olfm3a). The record is from RefSeq and is a predicted model, not a curated record. Lineage: Eukaryota; Metazoa; Chordata; Actinopteri; Siluriformes; Bagridae. Gene Ontology annotation, biological process: signal transduction. The transcript is spliced from 7 exons. Bases 451 to 1602 code for a protein of 383 amino acids.
AUUUUGCACAUGGAUUUAAGAGGUGCCAAUCCCAGUCGUAGAUAAAAUGGGAGGAUCGUGUCAGAAAAAGCAUCCGGAGUAAAACCAGUGCCAAAUCAACUGUGCAGACCAGACGAUGUGCCGUGGAAACCCCAAAGAGGGAGCAGCUGAAAGAACAAAACCACCACCACCAGUCUUUAUGCUAAAUCUGUUAGAAUCAUCAUGGCAGAACUUCAUAACACAAAGUCAGUUAAACUACAAGCAUAUCAAUCUGUCCCAUUAGGGAACCUGCAUUGAUGCAAAGGAAAGUGACAACAGACGAUUGGGCCGAAGGAGGGCUGGCAGGUGUACAGUUCAGCUCAGGAUGCAGACGGUCGCUGUAUCUGUACAGUAGUGGCCCCGGAGCAGAACCUCUGUUCCAGAGAUGCUAAGAGUAGACAGUUACGUCAACUACUGGAGAAGGUCCAGAACAUGUCACAGUCUAUUGAAGUGCUGAACCUGCGCACUCAGCGGGACUUCCAAUACGUCAUGAAGAUGGAGAACCAGAUGAAAGGCCUCAGGACAAAGUUCAGACAAAUCGAAGAAGACCGCAAGACCAUCAUGGCCAGAAACUUCAAGGAGCUGAAGGAUCGAAUGGAUGAGCUGCAGCCUUUAAUCCCUGUGCUGGAGCAAUACAAAACAGACACUAAGCUCAUCACGCAAUUCAAAGAGGAGAUCAGGAACCUGUCGGCCGUCCUGACGGGGAUCCAGGAUGAGCUGGGGGCGUAUGAUUAUGACGAGCUCUACCACAGAGUGAUGAGCCUCGAGAGCCGUCUGCGCAGCUGCAUGAGCAAACUUACAUGCGGCAAGUUAAUGAAAAUCACAGGACCCGUGACCAUAAAAACGUCAGGCACACGGUUCGGUGCGUGGAUGACCGACCCGAUGGCAUCUCCAAGAAACAACAGAGUCUGGUACAUGGACACGUACACCAACAGCAAGGUGGUGCGAGAGUACAAAACCAUGGCGGAUUUUGUCUCAGGCCAAGAGUCUCGAACGUACUCCCUUCCAUUUAAAUGGGCAGGGACCAAUCAUGUUGUGUAUAAUGGAUCGCUGUACUACAACAAGGAGCAAAGCAACAUUGUGGUCCGGUACAGCUUUGAGACAGGUCGUGUCCUGGCUCAGCGGGCACUUGAGUAUGCCGGAUUCCACAAUGUCUACCCGUACACCUGGGGAGGCUUUUCAGACAUUGAUCUAAUGGCUGAUGAGAUGGGGCUGUGGGCUGUCUACGCUACUAACCAGAAUGCAGGGAAUGUUGUGAUUUCCCACAUAGAACCUGAGACGUUGGAGCCUCUAAGCACUUGGAACACGGAGUACUCAAAACGCAAUGCUGGUGAGUCAUUCAUGAUCUGUGGAACACUCUAUGUUACCAACUCACACCUUACUGGGGCAAAGGUCUACUAUUCCUACGACACAAAGACAUCCACCUACGAGUAUGUGGACAUCCCGUUUCACAACCCAUACUUCCACAUCUCCAUGCUCGACUACAAUGCUCAAGAGAGAGCACUCUAUGCCUGGAACAAUGGCCACCAGGUGAUUUUCAAUGUCACGCUCUACCAUGUCAUCAAAACCGAAGACGACUCAUAAAGACAGAGAAUCUCUAUGGCUGUGCCAGUUUUUUUCCUGUUUGCCUGGAACAGUGGUCAUCUUCAGUGUCAUGUUCUACAGUGUUUGUUCAUAAAAAAACAAAUGGUAAUAAAGAGAGGGUGGAGGUGCUCCAGGGCUUGAUUGCCUGGAACAGGAUCCACAAGGUCACCUUCAACAUUAUACACCUUAUCAAAUUCAACACAUGGGACGAAGAGGACUAUGUGGCUAUGAUGGGAUUUUCUUCAAGCUUGCCGAGAAAAAGAGUCCAGCGGCUAUCACAGGAGUUACUUGUUUGCCUGGAACAGCGGGUACCAUGUCACAACCCAGACGAUCAAAAAUGAGCACGAUUCUUGAAGAACGAAGUGGAUACGCGGACACCAUUUUCUCACUCUGCUACAUCAUUAGUUACAAAACUGAGGACAGGCUCGUUAUUCUGGUCCCAGCUGCUCCAGAGACCAUUCAGAAAGAUAGGGUGUGAAGCAGAAACACAUGCUGGCUGGACUUACAAGUCCAUGUGCACAGGCAUUCAUACCUGGGGCAAAUUAGCCGAGCCAAGCCACCCUCCGACAUGAUUUGGGAGGUGUGAGGAACCCAGAGAACCUGAAGGAAACAGUAAAAACAUGCGAAAAUCCAAAUAAGGACAACACAAAGUUUUUUAACAGAUAAAAGGAGUAGCUUGUGUACGUCAACAACAACGGCCAAGUCACCUUCAGAUUUACUCUCCGGCACAUUAUUAAAACUGAAGACUGACUUUCUCGUUCAGUUAAAUCAGUGCUCAUCAACCUGCAGACCUGCAUGGUCCAGAAAAAAAAAAUAAAUUAUGUAUGAACAUAAACGAUUACGAUCACAUGCAUGAACAAAAACGAUUUAGGUGAAAGCAGCUCUUUUACACAGAGCCUGAGAGAUCUAUAGACUGAGGGAUAUGAGUUCAGAACCAAGAGUGUUUACACAUGUUUUUUUUUUUUAUUUAUUUAUUCUCUCUGGUCUAAUUAGUGAAUUUACUAGAAUUAAUUGAUGAUAAUUUAGCAUCGAAGGUAGUUGAACACCCCUUGAGGGGGCGGCACGGCGACUUAAUGGUUAGAACGUUCGCCUCACGCCUCCAGGGUCGGGGGUUCGAUUCCCACCUCCUCCUUGUGUGUGUGGAGUUUGCAUGUUCUCCCCGUGCCUCGGGGGUUUCCU